CACACUGCAUUCGCACAACGGUUGCCCUUCAAGCUGCCCAGAAUGCUACUAACACCAGUGUGAUUGCAUUUGAUCUAAUCUCCGACGAUCGCUACAAGCCGGGGAUCACUUGUAGGUUCGAAGCGGUGCAGUACAGACGUUUAUUAGCAUUAGAACCUUCCUUCCGUCACGAUCUAAUUAGAUUCGUCUGCUGUGGGAGCUUUUGGAACAGAAUAAUGUUCGCUAGACUUGGAACGCUUCUCCUACUCUUUGGUUUGUUGGGGCUGGUGUCUCACACAACUGGUCAGGAGAAUCGUCUAACGUGUGGCAGACGACGGGUGAAAUCGGUCUAUCUCAUCCACAAUGGCAUCGAUGCUAAGGCCGGUCAUUGGCCGUGGCAUGCUGCCAUCUUUCAUCAAAAUGUCGGCAGAAGUGACUAUGCCUGCGGAGGAUCCGUUCUUGAUGAGAACACUAUUCUCACAGCUGCACACUGUGUACAUACCAGAAGAGGGUUGCUCCCUGCAAAUCGAGUAAUGGUGUACGUAGGACGCAUCCAUCUCGAGGAAGAGGGCGAAUCGACUCAAACGCACAGUGUUCAGGAGAUAGUAGUUCAUCCGAAGUUUAGUAGAACGAGCAUCAUGAACGACAUUGCUCUUUUGAAGCUGUCAACCAACAUCACGAUGACGAAGUACGUGCAGCCCGUCUGUCUGUGGACGAUGGACAGUAACCAGGAGAUGAUCGCAGGCCGAAACGGGACAAUCGUUGGAUUCGGCCUAAAUGAACACGAUGAAGUAUCCAAGCAGCUGAAGCAAGCGCUGAUCGGUGUUGUGGAUGCGUUGACAUGCAUCGCGAGCGAUCGUUCAGUGUUCGGAACUCAUCUGACCUCGGAUAUGUAUUGCGCCAAAGGACAGACGGGCGUUAGUGCGUGCAAUGGGGACAGUGGUGGCGGUAUGUUCUUCGAAGUGGGGGGCAAAUGGUUCGUGAGGGGCUUGGUUUCGUUUACUCCGCUGCGCGGUAAUACGAGCAUUUGCGAUCCGUUGAAGUACACCGCGUACACCGAUGUGGCAAAGUAUCUGGGAUGGAUAACCCAAUACGUGGACCAGCGCGUACUAACGUUCGAGACCGACGUGCUGGAGAUAGAUUACGAGGAAAAGCUACGGCUCUUCAACUUCAACAACUGUGGCGUAAAGUCUUCUACGUAUGUACGCGAUGGAAGUAACUGGACAUUGCCAUGGCUUGGGUUUGUCCGAGCAGCGAACGAAUUCUACUCGAGGUGCGUAGUGACACUCAUAAGCGAAUGGUAUGCCGUAGGUCCAGCGCUGUGCUUCGAAAACGACGGUGUUGAGGCAUUUGUGUUAGUAGGAAACGGAUACGAACAGACCAAACCUGAGUGUUUCGAUCGCAACGGAACGACGCUCUGUACCGAAACAACGCAACGGUUGCGCAUCCAGCGUGUGAUCAUCCAUCCCAAGUUUGGCACCAACAAUUCGGCGGACAAUAUCGCUCUGAUUGAGUUCCUGAGCCCGGCAGACAUCACGCAACCGAAUGUUAAACCUAUCUGCGUGCCCGUAACGUCCAAUCUGAGGGCUAACCCGAAAACGAAUUUAAAUGUCGCCUCCAUUUCCAGGGUGGAUCAGUCGUACAAAAACAUCCCGGUCAGCUAUAUGGAUUCCGUUGAGUGUAUGCGUCAGUACGCCGAUCGCAAUAUCACAUUAAACCUCGAAGAGAAAAGACUCUGUGCGACGAUAGCAAACAGAGAGGACGAACAAAAUUGCAACGCCCUAAUCGCUGGAGCGCCGCUUCAAGAGGCGAAAAGGUUGGACCAGAAGGAGCAAUACUUCCUGCGAGGGUUCGAGCUGCUUGGUUUGGCCUGUAACUCGCAGGCACCUCCCGUCUACAAUAACCUGGAAACAUACCUGGACUGGAUACUGUACAACAUGCGCUAUAACGAACCGGACGUUGUGGACACGAAGGGAGAUUUUCCCGCCAACGAUACGCUGGAAUCGCACUGGGCGAAACUUCAGCUGGAACCGGGAAAUGAAAAGCUGCGCCUGUUUAACAUGAGCUCUUGCGGGGUAACUACAAGCAGAAAUGAAGCCGUAGGCCAGAUCACUAUCUUUCCCUGGGCGGUGCUGGUAUUUGGUGUGCAUGGCUUAAACAGCGCCGACAUCCAAGUCCACGGUAUGGGAGUUUUGAUAAGCGAAUGGUACUUUCUGACCAGCGCGCAUGUUGUGCAACAGAAAGCAACGUGGCGCUAUGUUGCACUCGGAUUGUACAACGUAUUGCUGCAAUCGGAAUGUGUGGGCGAUGAUUGCUUCCGACAUCAGGAAGCUGUAAUUCGACGCGUUAUCGUGCAUCCGAACUACGGGAAGGACCCGAGAAACAAUAACAUUGCCCUGGUGGAGCUUCAAUUCCCGGCCAACUUUACGAACCCGCACAUAGGCCCCAUAUGUAUGCCGUUUGUCAAGGAACUUCAGAAAAGUAAGCCCCUGAAUCUGGUGGUGACGUCGGAGGAGUACUUUGACCUGAGAAGCAAGCAGCUGACGGAGCUAGCUCCAUCCGCCUGUCAACGACAGUUGGCUCAGGAAGGUUUCCUAACCUCGGCCAAGAACGUGCCGUGGUGUGCCGUGGAUUCGGACAAUCGCGGUCAAUCGCCACUCAUGUUGAAUGCAGGCGCUGCCCUGCAAGCGUUGCUGCAGUUCGAUGACCAGCAGCUUUAUUUUCUACGCGGCGUCAACUUGCGCAAUAACUUGCCCAAUGAGCUGCCAUACCUUCCGGAGCUGUUUACCAAUGUCGAUCGAUUUCUCGACUGGAUAGUGGACAACAUGCAGUUUAAGGAGCUCGAACCGCUGUGGCCUACUGCAACAAAGGGCAGUGUGACGUCUAGAGAAGUGCGCUUGAAACCGAUCAAACACGCCGAAAAGAGGCGAUUGUUUAACUUCACCGACUGUGGAAGAAUGUCAGUGUCGAACGAAACGAUGGACAGCAACAUCAUUCCAUGGAUGGGGUAUUUAGCUUCGGACCAAACACAUCUCAAUGCUACCAAAGACACGAGGUGUGCCGUUACUUUAAUCAGCGAAUGGUACGUGGUCGGUUUGGCGGUUUGCUUUAGCAGCAAUAGCACGGAGUAUUCUGUACUGUUUGGCAUUAACAGUGUCCACGGUCUGAAGGAAUGUACCGAAUGUGUCCAUCCCACGCAAACAAUUCCAGUGCAAAAGAUCAUCAUCCAUCCACGGUACAGCAACUCCGACUAUGACAACGACAUAGCGCUAGCAAAGCUAGCAAGACCCGUCGACACAUCCAGGCCACACGUGAAACCAAUCUGCCUUCCGUUGAUGGAUGAAGUUCGCAGCUAUGAUACAUCCAGUUUAGUGGCAGUUUCUGAAAAUGAAGAAGGCUCCCACUAUCUACUAGCCCCGAUAGACGAUCGCUACGUGGAUUCCACCGAGUGUCAGAAACGUUGGGUCGAAAUGGGACUCGAGUUUGCCAUAGAAAACGUGAAAAUAUGUGCCCAGCUUGAAAGAGCGCCCAACAAUGAGUGUUUCGAUCUGCUGACUGGUGCCUCACUACACACGAUUCAGCCGAUCAACACAGAGGACAGACACUUUUUGCGUGGCAUUUUGGAGAUCAAAUCGAAAGUUUGCUCUUCGUACUUCCCGUUGGUUUAUGUUGAUACAGAUGUGCAUCUAGACUGGAUACUGGCAAACAUGGAAGACACUAGCUAUCCCCUUGGAUUGUCUUAUGACCUGAGAGAGAAACUUAUUUUUAUUCAGAAAUAGAGGGAUGUGUAAUGGGUUUCUCAGCACAACCUCAACAAAUGGUUUACAUACUUGAAAUCCCAAUAAAAGCCGGUUUACGAUUGCAACAUUA
Molecule: messenger RNA, 3849 nt
Organism: Anopheles stephensi (Asian malaria mosquito)
Lineage: Eukaryota; Metazoa; Arthropoda; Insecta; Diptera; Culicidae
Exons: 5
Coding region: 216-3758 (1180 amino acids)
Biological process (GO): proteolysis
Molecular function (GO): serine-type endopeptidase activity
Source: RefSeq, a predicted model, not a curated record